AUGAAUCAAGGGGCCUCCCAAUACAACAACUGUCACAGAUCAUUGUCUGGUGGCACUCAGCUUAAGACGUCGCCAAAUCAGUGCUUCAUGUUCAACAACCCACCAUAUACUAGCAACCAGACCACAAUCGCACGGCAACAACAACAGCACCGCAACAACAACAGCACCAGCAGCAACACUCGGUUCAGCUGUCUUCAAUGUUUUGAUAACAACCUUCAGGCAGCAGUUCAUUACAACGCCUGCUCUGUCGUGGGUAAACCUGCUUUUUCCAAAACCCAUUUGGUUCCCGGGGCCUUGGCUGUGACCCUCUUCACAUCAUGCCAAGCGCCAUGUUUCUCCCUGGUCAACAGCACCAUAUUUAUGGCGACAAAAUUGGCUACAAAAUCCUUGACAUCAACCCAGUACCCCCUUUGGGGUAAAGCAAUGUGCCCCUAGAUACAAACAUCGUCACAGAUCUCUCUCCAAUGGCUUGAAGCUGUACACAUCACCAAACACCGUUUCAUAUUAAGCUACCAGCAGUAUCCAUGCAACAAACCCAUUAUUGCCCAGAAACAGCUACAUCAGCAACAGUGGUCAAUUAAGCCGUCAACCAUGUUUUGUCAGCCAAGACGCAGUAGUUUGUUGAAACAUA
This is a messenger RNA of Dreissena polymorpha, 631 nucleotides long. RefSeq lists its product as uncharacterized. Bases 1 to 435 code for a protein of 144 amino acids. NCBI's taxonomy places the organism in Eukaryota, Metazoa, Mollusca, Bivalvia, Myida, Dreissenidae. The transcript is spliced from 4 exons. The record is from RefSeq and is a predicted model, not a curated record.